AUGUCCCUCCCAUCAUCCCUCCAUCUCCGUCUCCUCCGUCUCCCUACUCCGCGUCUCCUUCGCCCUUCUACCUCGGCAUCCGUGCCGUCAAUCCGAUCAUACCACUCUAGGAACCUGGGGUCGCGAUCAGUCCGAAUCGGCGCCAGUCGCUCUCUUACGCGGACGGUUCCCGUCGCGCAGACAUUGUCGUCUACAUCCACAUCGGCGUCGGCAUCUACUUCACGAACUCUUGCAACCUCCUCGGGCAAAACUCCCGCUGAUGAGAUUGUUGAGGAGUUACAGGAAUUAUACGAAAACGCCAAAGACGAAUUCGAAAUCGCCACCGACAGCACAGACGGCGGCACCAUCUACGCAGCCUCGGACCGCGAAAGUGCCCGCGACGCUCUAAACCAACUCCUCAUUGUCUUUGAGCUCUACACACAAGACCACAGUCCGACGCAGACGGCCGUGCGGGCGCAGGUCCGGGCGGAAGCAGAGGAAGGGCGUCGGGAAGAAGGAGAAGGCGAAGAUGAGGGACAGGUGAUCGAGACGAAUUUCGAUCCGUCGGCUGUGGAGCCGGAGGUUAGGGAGGAGGUUAAGAAGAGGGUUGCGCAGCGGGUGAGGGAGUUGAGGAAUGCGGUUGAGUUGUUGGAGGAGAGGGCGAUGACGGAGUAG
Aspergillus melleus is the source of this 654-nucleotide messenger RNA. RefSeq lists its product as uncharacterized. The record is from RefSeq and is a predicted model, not a curated record. The transcript is spliced from 2 exons. Bases 1 to 654 code for a protein of 217 amino acids. Lineage: Eukaryota; Fungi; Ascomycota; Eurotiomycetes; Eurotiales; Aspergillaceae.